UGUUUAUUCAGGGUAAAAACGAAUAGAAGAAAAAUAAAUCCGCAACAGUUGGGAUAAAAAAGUGCGAUGCAGGUGAUGAUGGUCUAUCCAAAAGACUUGGCGUGUUGGUGAAACCAGCUUCACCAAAGUUCCUAAAAGCAGAGAGAGAAUAAGUUACAAAACGAACAAGAGUGCAAAUCCAUUUCGCCAUUUUCACUCAUUUCAACCAAAAGCGAUGAACUUCUAGCUAGGUUUACAUUUUGCUAUAAUCUGAAUGAUUCGAGGCGGAUAGUUUCAGAGUUAUUUCCUCCAACUUUUCUGGAUGAAUUUACCUUAGUGAAUUUGUGAAGAUUGAAGAAUAGUUUUUAUAGAUAUAUAUUACUUGUCUGCAGAAAAGAUUCAAAAUGAGUUGGAACCCGCACAUGGAAGUCCAUUACAAUAACAUCAGCUAUCCUUAUAAUACAGCAGGAAGCUUUAUUGAAUAUUUUGAAGGCCUCACCUACGAACAUGUUAACUUCAUUUUUUCCGGUGCAUCACAUGCUCAGGAGAGUCCGUAUCCUCCAAGUUCAAACUUUUACAAAUUUGGACUAUCAGAACCUGAGAAUACUUCAUACUAUCGCUACAGUCAGGGAUAUGAGGUAAAUCAUCAUGAGCCACUAGUGGAUGAUUAUAGAAGGCCUUCAGAAAACUCUUCAACAAUCAGUGAACAGAGUCUGGCUGUCAGCACUGAAUGGGGAGAAGAUGGAAACACUGAAGCACAAGACAAUUCUAUUGAAUGCCCUCGAAGACAUCAUAGUAAUUCCAAUGAUUCUCAGGUCAUUUGGCAAGACAAUAUUGAUCCAGACAACAUGACCUAUGAGGAAUUACUUGAAUUAGGCGAGGCUGUCGGAACUCAAAGCCGUGGUCUCACCCAAGAACAGAUCUCCAUGCUUCCAGUUUCAAAGUUCAAGUGUGGGUUCUUCUUGAGGAAGAAGUCGCGGGAUGAGAGAUGUGUGAUUUGCCAGAUGGAAUAUAAAAGAGGCAACAAGAGGAUCACUUUGCCUUGUAAACAUGUUUAUCAUGCUACUUGUGGAAACAAAUGGCUUAGCAUUAAUAAGGCUUGCCCUAUAUGUUAUACAGAAGUGUUUGCCGACAAAUCAAAACAAAAAUAAAGGACAAGGGAAUGUGUAGCCUACAUAUGUUUCUGUUUGUGGUAAAGGUUGGGUUUUUUUCCCAUAGAAAUACAUUGAUCUGUUUCUCACGGUAAGAUAAACAAUUUCGUUGGGUUUAGUUCUAAUACAAAUAGAGUAGUAUCCCAAAGUUUUAUAAAGAAUAUGGACAUGAAUCAUGAUUGUGUUGGGGAAGCUGGAUUAUGGUUUGUUUUGUUUUAUUUUUAUACAGUGUGCUAUGAUUUCAUGUACGUAUUAUCACCAGCUGCUGAUAUAGUGUUAAUGUUGGAGAGCCUGGAAUUAAAACACGCAUCCAUAAUUUAUACGAAAGUUAGAGCUUAUUAGA
Lathyrus oleraceus (garden pea) is the source of this 1473-nucleotide messenger RNA. Its product is annotated as E3 ubiquitin-protein ligase BIG BROTHER. Gene Ontology annotation, biological process: protein ubiquitination; negative regulation of organ growth; floral organ development. The coding region runs from base 384 to 1130 and encodes 248 amino acids. The transcript is spliced from 9 exons. The record is from RefSeq and is a predicted model, not a curated record. Gene Ontology annotation, molecular function: ubiquitin conjugating enzyme binding; ubiquitin-protein transferase activity. NCBI's taxonomy places the organism in Eukaryota, Viridiplantae, Streptophyta, Magnoliopsida, Fabales, Fabaceae.